This is a messenger RNA of Trametes versicolor FP-101664 SS1, 1314 nucleotides long. RefSeq lists its product as uncharacterized. The record is from RefSeq and is a predicted model, not a curated record. The transcript has 5 exons. The coding region runs from base 1 to 1314 and encodes 437 amino acids. Lineage: Eukaryota; Fungi; Basidiomycota; Agaricomycetes; Polyporales; Polyporaceae.
AUGGUCGACGAGCCUCCCGCGAAGAAGAGGAAGGCGAGCGACGAUUCGGACGAGGUCGUGGCCGUGCCGGGGCCGCCGAGAGGGGUAGCGAAGAAGGGUGCGGCGCGUCCCGAACCUGCUGUAAACGGCGCACCGAAGUCGAAGGGCAAGGCGAAGGCGGAACCACCACUGAAAGGUGCGCGGGCAAAUGGGGUACCGGCAGAAGCGGUGGAGGAGCAGGACAGCGCUAUCGAGUUGGACGACGCCGAAGAACCCACAAACCCUCCCAUUCAGCGCGCUGUGCGUGGUGGAAGCAAACAACCUAAGACAAAGAACGGCCCUCCCCCGCCUGCUCGUCCGAGCAGAACGGAGGCUAAGCUUGCGCGUGAACUUGACAGUUUGCGGGCACAGCUGGAGCAAUCGCGCUCGAUCACGAACCAGAGAGACAAGCUCGCGAAGCAGCUUGAAGAGGUCUUCCGUCUGCGAAACACAGAACCCGAAGGCGUGCUGCAAGAGUACAAGGGACACCUCGAAAGCAGCAUACGUCGAAAGGACUCAUUGAUCGAAGAGCUCACCGCACAGCUGUCAAAACUCCAGACGUCGUCCAAGUCCGACAAGUCAUACACGCUACAAUUUCUCACGCGCGAAGCCGCCGAGGAGGAGAAGCAAGCGUUGCGCGAAGAGAACAUUCGCCUCAAAGAGGUCAUCAAGCAGCGAGAGGCGGCGAUCGCGAGCAAGGAUAAACAGAUGCACGCACUCGAAGACGAAGCCAAGACUGCGAAGAAAGAUUUGGAAUUGGAGAUCGAGCGGUCGAAGACUUUGGCUGCGCGCGCGCCACCCUCAACGAUGUCGCGACAGCAGAAGCCUACACCCGCGGAGGUCCAGAAUACGCCCGUCAUCAAGCUGUACGAAGACAUGACGAACAUCCUCAUCACAAGUGUGAAGGUCGAAAAGAGCCCAGAGUACCCCACGUUGGACGAACACAUCCUCACGUGUAUAUACACCUACCAGAACGCGGAGGAGCAUAUCACGUUCUGUAAGUCUCUGAACUUCACCCUGCGACACACGUACGACCGGCCAGAAGGCGCUACACCAGGAGCGGAUCUCGCCGAGAGCCAACUAGUACAGAAAGUCAAAUACGAGCCGAAGGACCUCGACAAGGAGAAUCCCGAGCUCGUCGAGCGCCUCGCGUUCUUCAAUAAUCCCUUCAUGUUCGCGCGGGACCAGAUGACCGUAUUCCUCAAGACGCUCACCGACACCGUCGCGGGUGUGUUCGAACCAGAUGCCGAGCCAGGCAUGGACGACUCGCACGAGGUCAUCGUUCUGGAUGGGUAG